UGUUAUAGGGUCUACUUCUCGCAAGAACAUCAGAAUACAAAAAAUCGUAUGGAUUCUUGCUCUUGGCCGGAGGGUUCACCAAGUUGUCGGAGCAAAGCCAUUAAAGAGCUUAUACAGUUGCCAGAAAGCUCCUAUUGUGUAGAAGAUCAAGCCUUGGAAAUGUUCGGCAACACCCUUUCAUUCAUGAGUAGUUACAGCGUCAACAAGGUCUCUAAGAUCCCGAUAAAUAAUAUACGUUCUUCUAAUUGUUUGGAUGAUCGGAAAGCAAUAGCCAAGGACAAAAUGGUUAAAACAGUGAAAAAUAGUAGAGGCUGCUAUAUCAGAAAGCGAUCAUGGACAUCCACAAAAGUAACUUCUUUGAUUGAUGAUGGACAUGUAUGGAGAAAAUAUGGUCAAAAGGAGAUCAUCAAUGCAAAACACAAAAGAAACUAUUAUAGGUGUACACACAAAUUUGACCAAGGAUGUCAAGCAACCAAACAAGUUCAGCAGACCGAACAUGAGCCUACAAAGUAUAAGAUAACUUACAACCGACACCACACUUGCAAUAAUUUCCUAAGUACCCCUCAAAUGAUUUAUGAUUCCAUAAACCUUGAGGAUACAUCAAUCCUUCUUAGUUUCGAAUCAAAUGGGCUUGUUGACAAGGAGCAAGUAGGCUCCCAUUUUCCAUCAUAUAUGCACGAUAAGUCAAAGGAGGCUUUGUCAUUUUCUGAAUUGACAGAUAACCAACCAUUGUUAUUUGAUUUUAGUCUACCAUCUAACCUUAUCGUGUCUGAUCACUCAGCACAUUCUUUAAUGUCGACAAGGCUAGCACAUGGAGAUGUGAUCUCAAAAGAGGUGUAUUCACCAAUUUUUGAGAUGGACCAGAUAUUUGAAACUAUUGAUUAUAGUGAAAAUCCAUUUGAUUUGGCUCAUUGUGAGCUCAUUAGUUUAAAUUAUUCAUAUAACGUAUAGCCUCUUUACAUAGAACAUAAAAAAUGUAAAUUUGUUGUAUGAAAUGAUCAG
Lactuca saligna is the source of this 1002-nucleotide messenger RNA. Lineage: Eukaryota; Viridiplantae; Streptophyta; Magnoliopsida; Asterales; Asteraceae. The record is from the annotation of a GenBank genome assembly.